UGUUGUCGCAACAGAGCUUCGAGCCGUUGAUUUGCGCUAUACCUGACGACAAGCAAUUGAAAGCUCCACGAGCUCAAAUUUGUAGUCGCCAUGCUUUGCGGAAUUUCUGGAGAGGCUCCUCAAGAGCCCGUCGUUUCUAAGAAGUCCGGUGUUGUUUACGAGAAGCGCCUUAUCGAUCAAUAUAUCAACGAACAUGGCACCGAGCCCGAUUCUGGCGAGGCCCUGACCGCCGAUGACCUCCUCCCCAUCCAUUCGUCGCGUAUUGUCCGACCGCGUCCUCCUACCCUCACAUCGAUUCCCGCUCUCCUCGCUACUUUCCAGAACGAAUGGGACGCGCUGGCUUUAGAGACAUAUAACCUUAAGGAGCAGCUUGCGCGCACCAGAGAGGAGCUUGCCACAGCAUUGUAUCAGCACGACGCUGCCGUCCGAGUUAUUGCACGACUCACAAGGGAGCGAGACGAGGCCAGGGAUGCUUUGAGCAAGGUCACUGUGACAGGAGGUGCGGUCGAUGGUGAUUCUAUGCAGGUCGAUAGCGUGGAGAAGUUGCCAGAGGAACUUGUUGCCAAGGUGGACGAGACCCAUCAGACAUUAUCAAAGGGUCGCAAGAAGCGUCCUGUCCCCGAGGGUUGGGCCACCGGCGAAGAGAUUUCGGCUUUCGAGAGCGCGACCACACACUCCUUGCCUGUUCCUGAGGCUACCGCCCUUACUGUUGGAGGAACCAAUGCCGCGGCAGUUGGAGGCUUGAAGGGACAGGCAGUUGUCUACUCUACCACCGAGGAUAAGGUCGAGCAGUCUCUCUCAGUGGGUGAGCCUGUUACAGACGCUGUUUGGGCUGAGGCCGGUGUCGCAUUUGCGACUGGCCAAGGCAGUGUCAAGGUCUUCCAGGAGGGUAACCAGGUUGCAUCACUGAGUGAACAUGCUGGUGCUGCUACGGCAUUGAGCCUGCACCCCAGCGGUGAAAUUCUGGCCUCUGUUGGUACAGAUAAGAGCAUCGUGUUCUACGACUUGGUCGCACAGAAACGUGUUGCCCGCGCUUACACCGAUGCUGCUCUUACAUCUUGUGCCUUCCACCCUGAUGGUCACCUCUUUGCCGCCGGUACCACAUCAGGCGAAAUCAAGCUCUUCAUGACCAACACUCUUGAGCAGGCAGCUUCUUUCAGCCUGGGCGCCCCUAUCCAGGCUCUCAGCUUCUCCGAGAACGGCUACUGGUUCGCAGCUACAGCCAAGGGCCAGACCAUGGUCACUAUUUUUGAUCUGCGUAAAGAGGGAGACGCGGCGGUGGCCAAGGUUCUUGAGACUGGCGGGCCGGUCCAGUCCCUGGCGUGGGACUACAGUGGCCAGUUCCUCGCCACUGGCGGUGCGGCUGGAGUUACAGUGCAACAGUUCACCAAGUCCAGCAAGAAGUGGACCGAGCCUUUGAAGAGUUCUACACCCUCCGUUGCUGUUCGGUGGGGAGAGUCUGCAAAGCAGAUCGUAACAGUCAAUGGUGAGGGUGUGGUCAGCGUACUUGCAACAAAGGAAUAGACUGGGGUUUAGAUGGAAUUUCGUUGAGAAGGAGACGCCUGGAUGAUUCCCUUGAUAAUUUGUAUUAUACGCCCGAAUAAAGGGUCAAAGCAAAGCACAGAGGUUGGUGUUUGAAAAUUGAUAAUUAUGGUUCUGGUUUUUGCAUAUUGAAAUGGAAGGCAGAACUUAGCACCUCUAUUCUAAGUGACAAAAAAAGUAC
Fusarium oxysporum Fo47 is the source of this 1723-nucleotide messenger RNA. Its product is annotated as E3 ubiquitin-protein ligase PRP19. Gene Ontology annotation, biological process: DNA repair; protein ubiquitination; mRNA splicing, via spliceosome. The record is from RefSeq and is a predicted model, not a curated record. Gene Ontology annotation, cellular component: Prp19 complex; cytoplasm; U2-type catalytic step 1 spliceosome. Lineage: Eukaryota; Fungi; Ascomycota; Sordariomycetes; Hypocreales; Nectriaceae. Bases 91 to 1524 code for a protein of 477 amino acids. Gene Ontology annotation, molecular function: ubiquitin protein ligase activity; protein binding. The transcript has 5 exons.